Molecule: messenger RNA, 1428 nt
Organism: Lucilia cuprina (Australian sheep blowfly)
Lineage: Eukaryota; Metazoa; Arthropoda; Insecta; Diptera; Calliphoridae
Gene: Rpt4
Product: 26S proteasome regulatory subunit 10B
Exons: 5
Coding region: 144-1334 (396 amino acids)
Biological process (GO): positive regulation of RNA polymerase II transcription preinitiation complex assembly
Cellular component (GO): cytosolic proteasome complex; proteasome regulatory particle, base subcomplex
Molecular function (GO): ATP hydrolysis activity; ATP binding; proteasome-activating activity
Source: RefSeq, a predicted model, not a curated record
UUGUUUUCGGAAGAAGAAGAAUAUUUGACAAGUAUAAAUUUUGCAAAUUCACGGAGCCUACGAAAAUAAAAAAUACUGAAGAAAUCUUUAUAAAAUAUAUUGAUAAUUUUUCAAAUAAUUAAGAAAACUACAUAAAAUACACUAUGACUACCGGUAGUGCUCCUGCUGAUGGUGUACGAGAGAAGGCUCUCUUUGAUUAUCGUAAAAAAUUGUUGGAACACAAAGAAGUUGAAUCGAGACUUAAGGAAAAACGUGAAGAAAUCAAGGAACUUACAAAACAAUACGAUAAAUCUGAAAAUGAUUUAAAGGCACUACAAAGUGUGGGCCAGAUUGUGGGAGAAGUAUUGAAACAAUUGACAGAAGACAAAUUUAUUGUGAAGGCCACCAAUGGACCACGUUAUGUGGUAGGCUGCCGCCGUCAAUUGGAUAAAACUAAGCUAAAGUCAGGCACUCGCGUAGCCUUAGAUAUGACCACUCUUACAAUUAUGCGUUAUUUGCCACGUGAGGUAGAUCCUUUGGUUUACAAUAUGUCACACGAAGAUCCUGGUGAUGUUACAUACUCUGCUAUUGGUGGCCUGUCCGAACAGAUACGUGAGCUACGUGAGGUAAUCGAAUUGCCUUUAUUAAAUCCAGAGCUUUUCCUACGUGUGGGUAUUACUCCACCGAAAGGUUGCCUUCUUUAUGGCCCUCCCGGUACUGGCAAAACUUUGUUAGCUCGUGCUGUAGCCUCUCAAUUGGAUGCAAAUUUUUUGAAAGUUGUCUCCUCAGCUAUUGUCGACAAAUACAUUGGUGAAUCGGCUCGUUUGAUCCGUGAAAUGUUCAACUAUGCUCGAGAUCAUCAACCCUGUAUUAUAUUCAUGGAUGAAAUCGAUGCUAUCGGUGGAAGACGUUUCUCAGAGGGUACCUCGGCUGAUCGUGAAAUUCAACGUACACUUAUGGAGUUGCUGAAUCAAAUGGACGGUUUCGAUGCUUUGGGCCAAGUGAAAAUCAUUAUGGCCACAAAUCGUCCAGAUACUUUGGAUCCCGCCUUGUUGCGUCCUGGUCGUCUCGAUCGUAAAAUUGAAAUUCCACUGCCCAAUGAACAAGCUCGUAUGGAAAUCUUAAAGAUUCACGCAUCCAAAAUCGCCAAACAUGGUGAAAUCGAUUAUGAAGCCUGUGUAAAACUUUCGGAUAAUUUCAAUGGAGCUGAUUUGCGUAAUGUUUGUACAGAAGCUGGUCUUUUUGCAAUAAGAGCCGAACGUGAGUAUGUUAUCCAAGAAGAUUUUAUGAAGGCUGUACGCAAAGUAUCCGAUAACAAAAAAUUGGAAAGUAAAUUAGAUUACAAACCCGUUUAAUAUUGAUAUUUCAUUUUUAUUCAACACACAUUAAAACAUUUACAAAAUCAAUAUAAAAAACUAUUAAAAUAGAACAAAUGUAUUUUAUUAAAUA